AUGAGACUCUUUGGGAAUAUCAUAUCUGGCACCCUGGCUGUGGCCGCAGGAGUGUUAGCCCAAGAUGCCUUUGAAGCACCCGACUUCAAUGUAACCGAAGCACUCAUUGGCAAUGGUGUUAAUGUUUCCGCAAUUCCUGAAUUGGCAGGCUUGGUCGUCCGAUCCUCGCUAAGCGGCUGCUCCAUCGCAUGUGACUCACUCAGGGUCGUCUUCGGUAAGACGAAGGUUGCCAGUGGUCAGAAUGCAGAGUAUUGGUCAAAUCAACAACUAGCCGUUGAGCCGUACUGCACUUUCACUCCUAGGGCAGCCCUUGAGGUGUCAACACUAGUAUUGAUAUCUCGCCUUACCCAGUGUCCGUUUGCUGUCAAGAGUGGCGGACAUGCAGCUUUCCCAGGUGCUUCCAGUAUACAAGGGGGUAUCACAGUUGACCUGAAAGACUUUACUACACGCAGACUUUCUGCUGACAAGAAGACUGUUGCUAUUGGUCCGGGCAAUCGAUGGAUAGAUGUUUACCACUAUCUCACUCCAUACAACUUGACUGUGGUUGGCGGCCGAGCAGCACAUGUUGGCGUUGGCGGUCUUACCCUCGGUGGAGGCAUCAGCGACCUCACGAAUGAAUACGGUCUUGCUUGCGAUAAUGUCGCUUCUUAUGAAGUCGUCACUGCGUCUGGAGUUAUCGUCAACGCAUCCCCGAAAGUUUUCCCCGAUCUGUACUGGGCCCUGCGUGGUGGCGGCAACAACUUCGGUAUCGUCACGACGUUCAACUAUGAAACCGUUGUACAGCCUCCCAUGUGGGGCGGCAUGCGCAUUCAUGACACAAGUGCCACGCCAGCAUUGAUCACCGCUUUCGAGAACGCCAUCAACAAUGCUGAGAAAGAUACAAAGCUUGCACACGUCGUUUCUUUCACGACGUACGACACCUAUCAGCUCGCUUUCACCGAACUGGAAUACUUCGUUCCAGUCGAUCUCGCAAACCCUCCCGAAAUCGCGAAAGAGUACCUCAGCAUUCCAUUCAUGCAAGAUAACACCAGCAACAGCACGCUCGAGGAUCUGACGCCUCACCGAAGUAACGAUAUGCCAUCUGGGUUUCGCACUUCCAUGUGGUCUGCAUCUUUCAAGAUGAGCGCCGAGCUCAUCCAAAAGAUGACCGACUACUUCUUCGAGAUCGCACCUGCUCUCCCCGCCGUCUCCGUCAACAUUGCUUUCCAGGCGUUCUCCAAGCCUGCGCUGGAAGCCAUGCAGAAGAAUGGCGGUAAUGCCCUUGGUCUCUACCCUGAAGAUGGGCCGUUUUUCCACGUCUUGGUGUACAUGGCUUGGAACGAGACUAGCGACGACACAACGAUGAUGAAGGCUGCUGAGGACUAUAUUCAAGUGUCCAAGACUAUGGCUAAGGAGCUUGGAGUCGAUAACGAUUACUACUAUAUGCCAUACAGCAGCGGUUAUCAGCCUGUCGUAGCUGGGUACGGUGCAGAGAACAUGGCAAGGUUGCAAGCUAUAUCGAACAGGUAUGACCCGACACAGGUUUUUCAGAACUUGCAACCUGGGUACUUCAAACUCCAUGGAGAAGCACCGCUUGACGAGAGUGUGUAG
Alternaria postmessia is the source of this 1590-nucleotide messenger RNA. RefSeq lists its product as uncharacterized. NCBI's taxonomy places the organism in Eukaryota, Fungi, Ascomycota, Dothideomycetes, Pleosporales, Pleosporaceae. The coding region runs from base 1 to 1590 and encodes 529 amino acids. The transcript has 3 exons. The record is from RefSeq and is a predicted model, not a curated record. Gene Ontology annotation, molecular function: FAD binding; oxidoreductase activity.